Messenger RNA from Penaeus vannamei (Pacific white shrimp), 892 nucleotides. RefSeq lists its product as uncharacterized. The record is from RefSeq and is a predicted model, not a curated record. NCBI's taxonomy places the organism in Eukaryota, Metazoa, Arthropoda, Malacostraca, Decapoda, Penaeidae.
GUAAUCGUAGACGUGCGUGGCGGUAUAAGAGCUUGCACGGAGGGUCAAAGUCAAUUGCAGGUUGAAACUGUGCAAUGAAGGUCUUGUUCAGUCUGUUCUCGUUGGUGGCCCUCUCGACUGCCCUCGGGCAGAGGGAGGACGUGUGGUGCAGGUGCGCGCUCAUGGUGGACAGCGACCCCAUGCUGUACAUGGUGUACGACCUCGGCGAAGCCUUCAUCGAGGCCUGCAGUGAGCACGACAGGUGCAAGAACCGCUGCUACGACAAAAUCCGAGCUGCCACCAACGAGAUGGACUUGUGGUCUCAUGAUGACAGCGGCUUUACUAUUGGAUCAAAUAUUUGCCAGUAUCUUUUUUCGUCCUAUAAUGUCGAUCAGUUUAACAACAAAUACGUUCACGGGUAUUACCAGGUAUGCGGGGGCCCCUGGGAAUACACAUUCCAGGAUUCCCAACAGAUGCUUUGCUGCAACAUGGGAAUACAUGAACAUUGCAUCACCCGGAACUAAGCCCGCGCUGCAAUCGAUGUUGUAAUUGUUAUUAUGUAUCAUGAUUUUUGUUAUUAUAAUUUUCAUUAUUAUUAUUUUUUGGCGUUGAUCUUAUCAGUUAUUACGAGUGUAUGAGUCUUUGUGAAUAUUUUAUAAAAGUUUAAUUAAUGAUCAAAAAAGUUUUUUUUUCAUUCACAUACGUACGUGCACUUGGUAUAUUAUGCAAGCUAUUUUUUUUUUUUUUUUUUUUUUUUUUUUGUAUCGACAGAGUGCCUUGCCGUUUAAAAGUAUUUUGGUUUAUAUAGAUGCAAAAAAGUAUUUGAAAAAUCCCCCUGCGAGUUCUGUAUCAACCUUUGUUCUUAUGUUUCUUUAGAGAAUAAAUACUGUUACAAAAAUGAUAACCACAUUCA